Papaver somniferum (opium poppy) is the source of this 3950-nucleotide messenger RNA. RefSeq names its product pentatricopeptide repeat-containing protein At5g61990, mitochondrial-like. The record is from RefSeq and is a predicted model, not a curated record. Bases 90 to 3182 code for a protein of 1030 amino acids. Gene Ontology annotation, molecular function: protein binding. The transcript is spliced from 4 exons. Lineage: Eukaryota; Viridiplantae; Streptophyta; Magnoliopsida; Ranunculales; Papaveraceae.
UACAAAAAUAAAAUAAGUCUCUUACUCCAUUUCAUCUCGAGCUUUCCAACACUGAAAAGAUAGAGGUGAGUCUGAUUUUCUGUAUAGAGAUGUUAAAAUUGUUGUCUCAGAAGAAGCUUCUCAUCUUCGUACAACAAAAUGGGAUCUUUAGAAGAUCCAUGGGAUUCUGUAGCUUAGUGCAAAGACCCUUGGAAGAAUCUUCUUCCGUUGAAGAAGUAUCCAAUCUUCUUAAACAUGAUAACUGGCAGUACCUAAUGGAAUCAUCAGAUAUAUCCAACAAGUUGAACCCAGAUAUCAUUCAGUCAAUACUUCAUCAUCAGGUUAGUAUUAGUAAUAAUUCUGCUGGACGUCUCUUACAUUUCUUUUAUUGGUCUGAGCAAAGAUUAGGUAUUCCUCAGAAAUUGAAUUCCUUUUCCAUUUUGGUGAUUUAUUUGUGUAAUUCCAAGUUAUUUGGACCAGCUAAUGGUUUAUUAGAACGAAUGAUACAAACCCAUUUAUCCCCUUUGGAGAAUUUGCAUUCUAUUGUUAGCUCUUUCCAAGAAGUCAGUGGUGGCGCCACUUCCGCUGGUGAUGGUAAAAAUAUGGUUAUUGAUAUAUUGAUAGAUACAUACAACAAAAUGGGUAAGUUGGAAGAAUCUGUGGAAGUAAUUUUAGGUAUUGAGAAUGCAUUUUAUUUUCCUAGUUUAAGGUGUUGUAAUUCAUUAAUGAAGGAUUUGGUGAAAGUAAACAAGUUAAGUUUGUUUUGGAAGGUAUAUGAUAAAAUGUUGGAAAUGAAAAUGUUGUUUGAUGUUUAUACUUAUUCUAAUGUUAUUGGAGCGCUUUGUAAAGUGGGUAAAGUAAAUGAAGCCAAGAAAGUACUUGUUGAAAUGGAAGGGAAAGGUUGUAAUCCUAAUUCAGUAACGUAUAAUGUUGUUAUUGGAGGUUUUUGUAAGAUUGGAGCACUAGAUGAAGCUUUUGAGUUGAAACGUUUAAUGGCUCAAAAGGGUUUGGUUCCCGACGGGUAUACCUUUACUGCACUUAUCAAUGGGUUGUGUAGAGAGAGAAGGUCUAGUGAUGCUAAAUUGAUUCUGGGAGAAAUGGUGGAGAUGGGUUUGAAGCCUAAUCAUGUUGCGUACUCGACUUUGAUUGAUGGGUUCAUGAAAGAAGGUAAUGUAGAUGAAGCUUUCAGGGUGAAGAAGGAGAUGGUUGCUAGUGGAAUUCAACUGAAUCGUAUAACUUAUAAUAUGCUGGUUGGUGGUUUGUGUAAGAGAGGUAGAGUGGAAAAGGCACGCGAAAUCUUGAGCGAGAUGGAUCACUUGGGAUGGGAAUCUGAGUCUCACACCUACAAUAUGUUGAUUGAGGGUUAUUGUCGAGAGCGUAAUUCAAGUAUGGCUUUUGAAGUGCUUGAUGAGAUGACUCGGAAGAACUUACUACCUACAGUAGUUACUUACAGUGUAUUAAUCAAUGGUUUAUGCCACUCUGGGGAUUUCUCUCAAGCAAGUAGAGUUUUGGAUGACAUGGUUAGAAGGGGUUUGAAGCCGAAUGCUGUCAUCUAUACAAAUCUGAUUGCAGGUCAUUGCAGGGAACAUAGGUUUCAAGAUGCUAUUAAGGUAUUAGAGGGAAUGAGUGAGAAAAGAGUUGCACCCGAUGUUUUCUGCUACAAUUCUCUUAUCAUUGGCUUCUGUAAAGAUGGGAGGAUGGAAGAAGCGAAGCCUUACUUAGUGGAGAUGGUAGCGAAAGGGUUAAAGCCGAAUGCAUAUACGUAUGGAGCUUUCAUACAUGGGCAUAGCAAGGCAGGGGAAAUGGAAAAGGCAGGCAGCUAUUUUACGGAGAUGCUUAAUCAUGGUUUGUUUCCAAAUGAUGUUAUUUACACUGCCCUGGUUGAUGGGUACUUCAAAGUGGGACAAGUUCAAGAGGCCAUCUUGGUAUUUCGUACUAUGAUAGAUAGAGGUAUUCUUCCUGAUGUGAAAGCUUAUAGUGUCCUCAUCCAUGGUCUCGCGAGGAAUGGAGAGAUGCAGGAGGCUAUGCGUGUAUUCUCUGAAUUCCAGGAGAAGGGUUUGGUUCCUGAUGUCUAUACCUACAGUGUUCUCAUAUCUGGGUUCUGUAAGCAAGCUGAGAUUGGUAAAGCGUUUGAGCUUCAUGACGAGAUGUGCAGGAAAGGAGUCGAUCCCAAUAUUGUUACAUAUAGUUCCAUGAUCGAUGGUUUGUGUAAGUCAGGAUAUAUUGAAAGAGCUAGAGAAUUGUUUGACAGCAUUCCUGGUAAGGGUCUGAUACUAAACGGCUUCACAUAUGCUGCAAUAAUAGAUGGAUACUGCAAAUCAGGUAAUAUAAUGGAGGGGUUCAGAUUGUUCAGUGAGAUGCCGUCAAGAGGAGUCUUGCCUGAUAGAUUUGUUUACAGUGCUCUUUUGGAUGGUUGCUGCAAGGAAGGAAACAUGGAAAAAGCUCUGAAUUUGUUUCAGGAAAUGGUGGGUAAGGGCUUUGCUACUACACUCGCUUUCAAUAUUUUAAUUGAUGGGUUUUGUAAACUUGGAGACCUCGAAGAAGCCCAGCGGUUGCUAGCAGAUAUGGCAUUUCAGAAGAUCAUGGCUAACAAUGUUACUUACACGACGGUGAUGGAUUGCUUCUGCAAGGCUGGAAAAAUGAAAAAGGCUAGAGAGAUCUUCUUGAUAAUGCAGGAAAAUAAGCUGAUGCCAAACACCGUAACUUAUACUUCACUUAUGCACGGCUACAUUAAAACUGGGAAUACACAAGAGGUAUUUGCACUAUUUGAUGAGAUGAAAAAGAAUGGAAUCAAGCCAGAUGAACUUACCUACGGUUUAAUGGUUGAUGCUCAUUGCAAGGAAGGAAACUUAUUAGACGCCUUUGAGUUGCGAGAUGAGAUCCUUCAAAAGGGAAUGCCAGUUACCAGCACAACUUAUGAUGCACUAAUAGAUGCAGUCUCUGAGAAGGAAGAAUUCUCUAAAGCACUCAGUUUGCUUAAUGAAAUGGGAGAACAAGGACUUAAGCCCACACUUGAUAAGUGUAGGAAUCUAAUCUGUAAAUGUCAUGGAGCUGGCAAUCUGAACGAAGCUACCACUAUCUUGGCUGCCAUGGUUAAAUUUGGGUGGGUUCAAGACAUAACCAGUGUAAACGAUUUCGUAGGCGGACACCAAAAUAAUGCAAACGACGAGGGUUCAAAAAAAUGUGUUAGUGAAACAGCAUAGACGAAGCGUUCACUGAUUGAGGUAUCUUAAAUGAUUACUUCGGCUGGUUCCACCCUGGACUGAUUCGCUGCUUCAUUUUGCCAACUGCAUGGCUUGACUCGGCUCUUUGUUGCUUUGCUAGUUCUUUUUGCCAACUACGCACAAAGACAAAUCAGGCCUGAGUGGUUCAACUUCUAGAAGAGCUCUUUCGACAGCUUGCUUGGUGGUGUGGUGUUUUUCAAACCACAGAGUUUACAAAGUGUUGAAGCGGUUGCAGGAUCCGACUUGAGUGACAUACUUGUACAAAUGUUGAAAAGGACAGCUCGUCCAAUUAACAAACAAUCUGUGUUUUUAUAACAAUAAUUAAUGAGAAGAAACUAAGGGAUGCUGAAUCAAAAUGAGGAUGGAACCGAUAGCAGUGGAUGGUGAAUUGGCGUAAAGUUGGAUGUUUUUGAUGAUGGAACUGCUGCAGUCUGAACCAAAGGAUGUUGAAGCCUCUUCCAGUAUGGAUUGAAAUGUGUGGGUGCGCUUCUAGCCAAGGUUAUAUUUCUCGAAAGAACACAUGUUGAUAAACAGCAUAAGCAGCAGCUCCUGUCAAUGAAAUACUGUAGAUGUUUCUACUUCACUGUUCUGUUCUCUUUUACGUGAGAGAGCCCAAAAUGACUACCUACAGAGGACGAUGUACUUUUAAUGUUGGAACUUAAAAUGCUCAUGAUCACUGUUGCUGAUUAUUCUCGUAGCCUUUGUAGGUUCAAGUUUUUUUAAAUGUAGGCACAGUUCUCUUUAUAA